Molecule: messenger RNA, 8466 nt
Organism: Pomacea canaliculata
Lineage: Eukaryota; Metazoa; Mollusca; Gastropoda; Architaenioglossa; Ampullariidae
Product: histone-lysine N-methyltransferase NSD2-like
Exons: 17
Coding region: 930-5309 (1459 amino acids)
Biological process (GO): regulation of DNA-templated transcription
Cellular component (GO): chromatin; nucleus
Molecular function (GO): protein binding; histone H3K36 methyltransferase activity
Source: RefSeq, a predicted model, not a curated record
AGUUCAUUUGGCGCCGAAGGAAGCCGAAGGUUUGGCGGAAGAAGAGUGUAAAAUGUUGGAGUAUACGAAUUCGAUCGAAAAAUUAAUGCCAAACUAAAUUUACAGGCUAUACCUGGACAACUGAUUUGCUGGACAAAGUCUGUGCCUACGGGCCUGACUGCAAAAACUGAUCUGAAACAGAUUUUUCCAAAAACAAAAUGGACAAAACUAAUGGUGUAGGACACGCACAAGGUGGGGGUUUCCAUCGGCUACCUCAGAUUCCUACCAUGAGCAGAAAUGUAAAGAUAGCACAGAGCAAGAUGAGCGCAAAGUUAGAAUCAACUGAGAUGGAGACUCAGAAAGAGGAAGCAGUUCUUCUUGUUGAAGGCACCGAUACAGUCGUGAAGAUAGGGAGUGAUGGCAGUGCGCAAACUACAAAUGCUCCGCUUUCUGAACCUUGUAAAGACAAAUCUGAUGAAGGAAGUGUAGGUGAAGAACCUAUUAAUAAUCAAAUAACAGGAGAAUCAGAAAUAACGAUAAAGAAGCCUAAGAAGCUCCCUAAAAGCAAGAUAAAGGAGGAGUCAGAAAAGAAUAUUUCCACACUUAGGGGGUCAGGGAAGAGAUGCACAAAAAAGGCAAGAGUUCAAGAGAAAGGAAAAGGGACAGAUGCAGAUGAGAUUCCUGACAUUCCAGUUGAAAAUACAUUUCCAAAUUCAGACACUGUUAGUAAAAUUUCAAGACAAGAUUAUCAAAGUGUGAUGAAUUGAAUAUGGUACCCAGAAAUUUUAAAAAGUCUUGUCUUUCAAGUGGCCAGACUAAGGGAAACCUACAAGAGGAUGAAAAUUCAAAUAAAGAAAGUUUGCCUAAAGAAAAGACAAUGAACAGCAAGAAAAGGAAGAGGGCUACAGAUGAUGAUGACAUUAAAGACUCCGAUUUUUCAUUGAAGUGCAAUGCUCAAAGUCAAAAAUGUCAGAACAAUUUGGCAAACUCAGAGGGAACAUGACACUGGGGGACAGAGAGUCUUUAUCAAGUCAGAAGUAUUAACUGAAGCUGAUACAGAAAAUGUAAUGCAUGGAGAAAGUGCACAGACCUUAGCCACAGACACAGAUAAAUCUGUUAGCAACAAUCGGAAGAGCAGGAAAAGAAUUAUAAAAAUUGAAAAUACUGAAGAAACAGACCAACAGCUUUUGUUGAAAACUAGCAUUUCUGAAGUGCUGGAAGUGAAGGAAGCUAUAAAUAAUGUUAUGGUGCGUGAUGAGUCCGUAGAAAAAGUGCAGCAAUCACCAAAUUCUUCAGAUGAUGUUCGGCAAGAUGAAUCAGAGUCUAAUAAAUCUGUUGUUGAUCUAUUGCCGAAAGACUUGCAGACAGCACAGAUGAAAGAACAAGUUUUACAAUCUCAAGCAGAAACAAAGGAAAUGGAAGAUUCAAAUGGUAUAGAGGAUACAAAAUGUUCUUCUGACAUGGCAGCUUGUGAAACCAAAGAUGGUUCUGCUUCAGAAUCAGUAAAAUCUGGACCAGUAAAUAAUAGGAUUGGCCUCAAGGUAUACAUGUCAGCAGCAGGGACUGUCCUGCCAAGGACAGUUUUGCUGCGAGAAAGUGAACGACCAUCGGAUAGUCAGCUGGCUCGAGUAAGAGAAGGCAACACGCAAGAGUUUGAUGCCUUGCAUCCAGUUAAAUGGCAUAUUGGUGAUUUGCUGUGGGGGCAUGUCAGUGGUCAUCCUUGGUGGCCAGGUAUGGUGUCCAGUGACCCUUUCUCUGGACUUUUCACUACUAUAAAACGUGGGCCUGGCCUAACCAGGAUGUAUCAUGUGCAAUACUUUGGUGAUGAGGCAGAACGAGGAUGGGUGAAUGAGAAAUCAGCACUACCAUUUGAUGGAAAACAAAAACUUGUUGAGUAUGGAAAAGAACAGGUUAGACUAGUAAAGGGAAGAGCCAACAAAACUAAGCUGUUGCAGUCUUUUUGUCCUAAUCCACGGCGCAAGGCAGCUUGGGAAAUCGCUGUCGCUGAAUCUGAAGAUGCAGCAACACUUGAUAAAACAGAACGCAUAGAUAAAUACACAUUUGUUUACGAAUUUUUGCCCAACAGAAAACCUGGUGUUGGACAGAAAUCCAAUGUAAAAGGAGGUAAUGUGUCUUCAAGAGGAACUGACAGAGGUUUGAAAAGAAAAUCAGAGGGAGACUUGGUUAUUGAAAGGACCACGAAGGACCUCAGUGGUUCAGAACUAAAGUUUAAAUCAUCUGCUGCUGUUGGAAGCUUUGCUCAUGUCGGUGGACAAGAGGAGGGCUCUUUUAGGACAUUUUGCAUAAAACAUAGUGAAACCUUUCUGCAAGAGCAUCCAGAUUACAGCAGUAUCAUGGUGAUGCAAGACCUUCAUCAGCAGUGGACCAUGAUGUCUCCACAGCAACGGUUACGCUACAAGUCAAAAGUUUCUAAGGCAUCUUCUGAAAGCACUGAUGUUGAUGGCAUUACCUCAGGCUCCAGCAAGCGAUCUCCACGUGUGAGCAGGCCAUCUCUCAAAAAGAUUGAAGCUGAUGAAGAUAAUAAGGCAUUUACAGAAUUAACAGCUAAGCGUUUGAGACGACCCUCGCAUUCAGUUCACCAUAGUAGGUCACUGGAAAGCCGAGACUCAUCCAAUGAAGAGGAAUUGCUAUCAAGUCGUGAAGGAAGCGGGCAGCAGCACCAGAAUGGCCUGCACCUUAAGCAGAAUCAGGACUCUGAUUCAAGCUCAGACAUGAUUGACUCUUUUGCUGCCAAAGAACGCAUGGGAAAACCUGAUGAGGACUAUGUUCUGGAGAUUUUUAAGUUGAAUAGUGCAGGACCUCCCAAAAAAGAAAAUAUUUGUACUGUGUGUGAACAGGCAGGGGAGUUAAUUGAGUGCCAUGGACCAUGCCAAAGUUACUUCCAUACUUCUUGCUUAAAAUUGGAAAAGGAACCAGAAGCUGACUUUCGAUGCAGUGAAUGCUGUGCAGGCAUACAUAGCUGCUUUGCAUGCAAGAAGCAGGACAAAGAAGUGAGACGGUGCUCGGUAUCACAGUGUGGCAAAUUUUAUCAUGAAGAAUGUGUUAAGAAACUUCCCCAGGCUCGCAUGGAAGGCAAGGGCUUCAUCUGCCCACUUCAUGUUUGUGCUACUUGUGCAGCAGAUAAUAUCCGCAAUCCAAAGGCUGUCAAAGGCCGUCUUUUGCGCUGUGUAAGAUGUCCGACUGCUUACCAUGUGGGUGACUUCUGUAUUGCUGCGGGAAGCAAGCAUCUUGCUGGAUACCACAUUGUGUGCAGUGGCCACUUCAAGCCUCUCAAGUCCCAAGCACAUCAUGUUCGCAUCAAUGUUUCUUGGUGUUUCUCCUGCAGUAAAGGCGGAAGUCUGGUGUGCUGUGAAACCUGCCCUGCAGCUUUCCAUAUUGAGUGUGCUCACUUAGACAGUAUGCCUGAAGAUGCAUGGUAUUGUUCAGACUGUGCACACGGAAAACGGCCAUUGUAUGGGGACAUUAUUUGGAUUAAGAUUGGCAAUUACAGAUGGUGGCCAGGAGAAAUAUGUCACCCACGCAAUGUACCUGUAAACAUCCAGGAAAAGGCACACCAGGUUGGAGAGUUUCCAGUUCGCUUUUUUGGUUCCCAUGACUUCUACUGGACUCACCAGGGGAGAGUAUUCUUGUUUCAAGAAGGAGAUAGAGGCAGCAAAGACAUCUCAGCUUGUCGAGGAUUGUUCAAGAUGUAUUGCAAAGGUGUGAAGGAGGCCACAGAAGCAUUUAAACUGUGGAAAGCAGCAAAAAUGAAUAAAGAGCAGCUGGAACAAGAGAGGAAUGACCGAAAACCAGCACCGUACAAAUUUGUUAAGGCUAAUGUGCCAGUUGGAAAUGUACAAAUCCAUAAAGCUGAUUUGUCAGAAAUUCCUCGAUGUGAAUGCAGACCUGAUCAGGAAAAUCCCUGUGGCUCAGACACAGAAUGUCUCAAUCGGAUGCUAAUGUAUGAGUGCCACCCUCAAGUGUGCCCGGCUAAAGAGUCAUGUCACAAUCAACGCUUCCAAAAGCGCCAGUAUCCAGAUCUUUUACCAUAUCGUACAGAAUCUAGAGGAUGGGGACUGAAGACACUGAUGGACAUUAAAAAGGGUCAGUUCGUCAUUGAGUAUGUUGGUGAUUUAGUUGAUGAAGAUGAAUGCAAACGACGCAUUGCUCAGGCACAUGAGGAAAAUAUCACCAACUUCUAUAUGCUGACCCUUGACAAGAAUCGCAUUAUAGAUGCAGGACCAAAGGGUAACUAUUCGCGGUUCAUGAAUCACAGUUGUGAGCCUAAUCUGGAGACACAGAAGUGGACAGUCAAUGGAGAUAUCAGAGUGGGGCUCUUUACUCUCAAAGACAUACCUGCUGGUUCAGAACUGACCUUCAACUACAACCUGGAGUGCCUAGGCAAUGAGAAAACAAAGUGCUCAUGUGGCUCAGACAUCUGCAGUGGGUUUUUGGGUGUGAGACCAAAGACGGCAGCAGCAGCACACAUGGAAAAAAGAAAACGCGAAAAAGAUGCCAGAAAGAAAAAAAAGAAGAAGAAGCUUGACGUGAAAAAGGAACAUGAAGAUGAAUGCUUCCGCUGUGGUGAAGGUGGUGAACUGGUGAUGUGUGAUAAACCCAAUUGCCCCAAGGUGUACCACUUGCAGUGUCUUAACUUGGCCAAGCCCCCACAUGGUAAGUGGCUGUGUCCUUGGCAUCAUUGUGAUGUCUGUGGCAAGCUCGCCAACAAGUUGUGUUCAGAAUGUCCAAACUCCUUCUGCCAGCAGCAUGCAGAUGGAGUUAUUUCCAACAUCAAUGAUAGUCUGGUCUGUGCAGAGCAUACCGAUCUUAUCCAAGGUUUUGCAGUCUCCAUGUCAGGAAGCACAUCUUCUCAGUCAUUGUCAUCUGGUGAUAGUGAUGACACUUCUGAAUCAAAACCACAAUAUUCUGACUCAGAAAAUCCACCUCCAUCCCCAAGGAAUGUGACUAAUGAAUCCAAAUUGGAUGAAGAUAAAGUUUCUAUUUCUGAUGGCAGAAUGCAAGCAAAAGUUGACAGCUUAUUUUCUUCAGGUAAAACCGUACUUGAAAGAGAUAUGAUAGCAGAGGAAAGCCAGGAUGCAAAUAUUGAACAGAGUGAUAGUGGGGUAGGAAGGCAGCAGUAUGGAGAUACAAAGCAAGCUGAUAUUAGGGUUUCAAAGCAGCAUUCCCCCUCAAACAUCAGCUCAGGUGAAAAAGUUCAUUUGCACUGUUCCCAACAAAGAACAGUUUGCUCACCAGGGAGCAGGGGAGGCUGUGCCUCGUAUUAUCCGUGCACAGAAUCAGGGAGGAACGAAAAAUGUUUGUCGAACUAAGGCCCGUUACAAAGCUCAGCUGAGAACCAAACAACUGCAGCCUUCUCAGCCAGUUGACUCAUCCCCUAAUCCACAGAAUCCACAUGAAGACAGUGAUGGAGAUGGUGACUUAGUUAUAGAUCUUCACUCCAACUAGUAGAUGAUGGGUAGUCGAGUUGAUGCAGCGUAAGUUUGAUACAGAGAUAUUGGUUGAUAACUUUUCAUUCAACACUACCUCAAGUGCCUGUAUUGCAGAAUGCUGUCCAUCUCAAGAAAUUAGAAGAGCCCCCACUCUGCCAUCUGUUAAAUAUAAUUAUGUUGCACAUGUAUUUUUGCUUUAUGAUUUGUGGGUGUCCACACCUACACUUUUAAAAUACUAGGAUAUGUGGAAUAUUAUAUGAGCUCCUUUUAGAUAUAAUGAUCAGCACAGUUUUUAAAAAAAUAAACUUUUCACUUUUCAUGUGAGUGGUUUGCUUUUUAUGGGAUAGGUUGAAAUAAAUUGGAGUUCAAAGUUCACACAUCUUUCCAUCAGGGAUAUUGUCAUGGGAGGAGUUUGCCUGAAUCUUUUUCUGGCAAUGUGUGUUGCAAACUUUGUAUUUCAUUUUUUUCCCCAGAGCAUGCUCACCAAAGCUUAUGGCUUUAUAGAUUAACAUUUUGUAAAAAAAAAAAAAAAAAAUAGUUUGUGCACUUGACAGAACAAAGUUCACUGAUACAACUCUCUGCAGAACAAGUUUUAGUGUGCACAUUCCUUGGCAUUGAUAAAAAUCUUGACUUUGCUGUGUACUUUCGCUGUAAUUUUUUUUAUUUAUAGAAAUUAUGAAAGAUUUGGUUUGAAAAUAGGUGUGGUAAUUAUCCAGAUGCUGUAUUAAAAUGAUAGAAUCGGCUAGAUAUCUGAUGUCUGUUCAGUUUACUCAGCAAGUAAAAAGUAUCACCUUCCAUUUAUUCACUACCAUACAAAAAUGUUGAUUCCAAUUUUUCUCACAAUAAGAUUAUUUUAAAACCAUCAUGAUGUUCAUAUAAAAUGUUAUAUUCAUGUGUUGACGAGACUGUAUGAAUGUUGAAAUUUGGUGACUGAGUGGAUCUUGUAAUUGUUUAUAAAAAGUGAAAUGCAAAUAAACUGUCUAAAAAGGUAAGAAGAAUAAAAAAAUGUUAUCAAACUGUUAUAAAUUAGUGCCACUGCAGUUAAUUGCAUAAAAAUGUAAGGAAAUUUUGUUAUGUUUAAGUACCAAGUAUCUUAUCUUGAUCUUCAUUCUCACUUUCUCAAUAUCUUCCCACCUCUCAUUCUUGCCUACACACAAAUACACAUUUGCAUUCCACAUACGAAUGUGAUCGAACUGUAGCUUUUGAUCAUUAGAAGAGUAGGUUUGUUUUGUUUUGUUUUUUUGUUUAAACUGAAUUUUUUGCAAAUAAACAGUCAUUACAAAGGUAAGUCAACUGGACUUGAUUGUGGGCAUCGCUGACAGUUAAGUGUUUCCCAGGGAGACAAAAUGGGCCAAGUGCAGAUAAAAGUACUGUGCUUCAAAGUAUUUUUUUUUUUCAAUAUAGUAUCUGAUUUAGAAUCUAUAUUUCUGUGCGUUUAUUUAUACUUGUAUGCUCUCAUUUCUUGCUUCGAUGGCAAGUUAUAAGUUUUGUUUUUAUAAAAAUUUGCAUAUAACCAAAACGUGGGGCUUCACGUAAGAAAAUUUGAAAACAUUUACUUGGGAAUGAUUAGAGUUAUUUAUAUGUUGCUUUUGUCCAAUAAGAUUUGCAGAAGUCUACUCCUGUGUUAGCAGUCCCCAAAGCAGUACUUGAUGUACGCUUUCAACAGGAGGGUGCAGUUGGUUAAGAGGUUACUUAUUACAGUGUGGUUUAUGGUCACAUGUAUAGCAGUUCCCCCCACACCCCUAUUUUUUAAAUUAAAAAAAAAAAAGCUAAAAGAUCUCAACCUUCACCAGUAUCAAAAUCCAUGGUUCUUGCAACUUAGUCAUUGUUUUUGCAAUGAACACCAAUAAAAGAUGUCACCUUUGCAUGUCUUCACAUUUUCUUUAUUUUGUGUUGUAUUUAAUUCUGCAGAAAUUAAAGGACUGCCCUUGUGCCUUAGAUAGUGCCAUAUUUUUUUCCUUUUUCUUCUUUAAAUAGCCAAGUCAGCUUUUGCUAUUUUGCUAAGAAAUGUCACCAUUAAGCUAUAUGACCCUUUCAUAUCACCUUGUUUUGACCAGUUUUCAAAAACUGAAAGUAAUACUAAAAUGUCAUAAAAAUGUAUAUCACAUGUUAUUAAAUCAGUUUAAGAAGAAACUGUUCUACCUUUAAGCCAUAGAAUUGUUUCAAAGAUUUUCAAUUAGGGUCACAGGAUACUGGAAAUUUAUUUUAAAUAGGUAGCAGAAAUGCCUUUUUUUUUCAGACUGAAAUUAUUCAGAUGUUAAUGAGUUGUUUUAGUUCAGUUACCUUGGCUGCACAAAACCUAUGGGGAAUAAGUGGAGCAUAAGCCUCUUGUUAAUUUUUUUUCUGUGACAACACCAGAAAUUCUGUCAUGUAAUUUUAAGGAAAGUAACUUGUAGAGAAAUGAGUCGGCUUUUAAAUGUAUCAUUUAUUCCCCCUGUAUCAUUCACAAAUUUUAAAAAACCUCAACACAUUACACAUUUGUCGAGUGCGUCUGCUGCAGCAAGGCGAGUCACAAGCUGUGGGAGCUGUAAGUUUGACCAUACAAUCUUGUAAUUUUAAUCUGAUGCCAUAUAUAUAUAACAGCUGUUUGUAUACAACAGAAUCAUCCAGGCAUAUACUACUGUGCUUAUGCAGGUGCAGUGAUGGUUAUGGCAACCAUAAAAAAUUUGCAUUAAAAUCUGCAAAAAUACAAAACUUUAUGAUCAGAAGUCUUGGGUCAGGUAUUAUUUAUAUGUACCAAAACUCCCAGUAUUUUGAUUAUUCCAUUCUCCACUUUGAUCUAAAGGCAUGUUUCAGAGAUCCAUUAAGCUAAAAAAAUAACCAGGCAUUUGAUCUAUAAUCAAGUUAACAAUGAAAUCCAGUUUUGGAAGUAUUCAUAAGUGAUAAGUAGCUGUUCCAUGGGGAAUUUAUAAAAAACCAAAGUGCUGUUGUAAAGUUAAGGAUGAGAGGAAUAAAUAAAACUGCCAAAUUUUCACUUCAUUGCAAGUAUUCAUGCCUACAUGAAAGAUGUCCUUAAUAAAAUGUAAUAUCAAAGAAA